AUGACCGUCCAGCAGGAGUGCCUUGCCGAAUUUGCGCCUAUGCUCGUUCCCGUUGGCGAGGAGGAGGACGAGUCCUCGUUCAGGGUCAUCUGCACGGCGUGCUACAAAACCAAGUUGGUCGCGUUUGUCUUCUCUUCCAUCACCGGACAAUGGUGUGUUGCUGCAUCUCCCAGCUGGAGCUCUUUGGGCACAGUUGAGCCCUCUUGGAAUGGCCUGUUCCGUUUCAACUACGUGCGUGGCUGCUUCUACUGGCCGGCUCUUUGGAGGGACAAGUUGCUCAUGCUGGACAUGCGCUUAAUGGAGUUCUCCAUUGUCAACAUUCUCACCGGCUACCAUGUGCAGCUUACAAACCAGCCUGGACAGAGUGUAUGCAUGUCUACUAUUGUUGAUGGCGCAGAAGGAGCCCUCGAGAUGUUUACUCUGGUCGGUGUUUACAGCCCUACCACAUUUUAUCUCCAUCAUACCACUCGACAAAACAACGGCGAAUCUCCCAAAGAGUGGCAGCUGAAAAAUGUUAUAGCACUGCCUCCUCGAUGUCGCUAUUUCACUGUGGGUGCAACUGAGAGAUUCUUAUUCCUUCGAUGUAUUCGAAUAGCUCAGUGGGAUGAUACUGCACGUGGGUUGUUGCCCGAGGAUAACGAGUUUGAUUUGUUUUCUCUGGAUGUCAAGACCUCAGAACUUAAGAAGGUCUGCAGAGCAAAACACUAUUAUCCUCCCAAUCUAGUUCACUCCUACUUUGGCUUCCCACCAUCAUUGUCGAAACCGAGUCUAUGA
Molecule: messenger RNA, 774 nt
Organism: Triticum turgidum subsp. durum (durum wheat)
Lineage: Eukaryota; Viridiplantae; Streptophyta; Magnoliopsida; Poales; Poaceae
Source: the annotation of a GenBank genome assembly